This is a messenger RNA of Loa loa (African eye worm), 950 nucleotides long. RefSeq lists its product as hypothetical. Bases 35 to 745 code for a protein of 236 amino acids. Lineage: Eukaryota; Metazoa; Nematoda; Chromadorea; Rhabditida; Onchocercidae. The transcript has 4 exons. The record is from RefSeq and is a predicted model, not a curated record.
UUCCAGAUGAAAUAUAUCGUUUGUAUAUAGAUAUAUGUGGAUGUAUCAACGGAUUCUGUCUUUUGCUUCACCCAUUGCACGUGUUCAUUUCAUCCGAUGGGAACAUGCCGCUGUCACCAGUAGAGGAAGAGGUCUCGGGAACCUGCAUGAAGAAGUCAACAGACGAUUCACACAACGAACAAUGGAAAGAUUACAUCGAUGGGAUAGAAUGAAUGGGAAUGAUUGGUUCAUGAUUUACCGAGAUAAUUAUGCCUCACGUUUUAUCUUUUUCGCUGCAAUGGCGAUACCUGUAAUCGGCAUCUUGGCAUCCGAAAAUUGUAUGACAGACUUGAAAGAUGGUCAACUGUGGAAAGCCUUCAUGGAUACUAACAUAGUUCGCCAGAUGGGCAUUUUUGUUAUACUGCCGAUGUUUUCCUUUUUACUGGUGACAUAUCUGGCAUGGCACCUCAAUGCCAUUCGAAUUCAUCGGAUUUAUAUCAAUAAAAAGGAUCAGAAAACAUUUGUCGCCGUUAUUUCUCACUAUGGCAUAUUUACUCGAAAGAUACCUUUCACAAAGCACAACGUUCGAAUACUGGAAAAUGCCGGACAUCAGUUAUGGUCAUUAGUGAAAGGUUCAAUCAAAAUUAACAGACAUCGCUAUAUGCUUAAUGAUGAAGGCUUCCGAGACAUCCAAUAUCGACAUUUAAUGUUAGGGCAGAAUACUAAGCUGCCUUUCACUGCCGACAAGAGUAGGAAGACGUUAUGAUCUGUUAAACCAUCCAAAGUGUUACCAGUCAUCAAUUUAUAGUCACUAAUAAAUCUUUUACAGCGUCUUUACCUCCUCGCUUGUCUUUUUUCGCAAGUUAUGAAGUACAAUGCACUUUUUUUGAAUUCAUCUAUGGUGUAGGUGUUCUGAGAAGACAUAAAAUCGACCGCACUACAAUUACUUGCACUUAUCAUUUGUAAACGCA